Messenger RNA from Cucurbita moschata (crookneck pumpkin), 3073 nucleotides. Its product is annotated as extra-large guanine nucleotide-binding protein 3-like. Gene Ontology annotation, biological process: adenylate cyclase-modulating G protein-coupled receptor signaling pathway. NCBI's taxonomy places the organism in Eukaryota, Viridiplantae, Streptophyta, Magnoliopsida, Cucurbitales, Cucurbitaceae. Gene Ontology annotation, cellular component: heterotrimeric G-protein complex. The transcript is spliced from 8 exons. The coding region runs from base 170 to 2794 and encodes 874 amino acids. Gene Ontology annotation, molecular function: guanyl nucleotide binding; G protein-coupled receptor binding; GTPase activity. The record is from RefSeq and is a predicted model, not a curated record.
AUUCCGUUAAUCCCUUCCGUUUACUUCUUCUGCCAACUCCCACGAGCUCUCAACUCUUCUGUCCUCCAAGAUUAUCCCCUUCCCCCCAAUCGGAUUCUUCGCCAUUUUUCUUUGAUUCUCUGAACCAACAACAACCUUUCUUCUCUCUAUCCAUUGAAGAAUUCCUUUCAUGGCUUCCGAUACUGAUGAGGAGAAUGCUUGGCAAGAGGCUCUACGGAGGAUGCUGCCUGCUGGUGCACCGUUACCAGACGAAGAACACCUUGAUUACUCGAUUGCAGUUGAGUAUCGAGGCCCUCCUGUGGAUCACGAGCUACCGAAGAUCGAACCACUGGAUUUGGAAUCACUUUCUAUUCCAUCUCCUUCCAUUAUUUCGGUCCCUGACGCUUCUUCGAUUCCGAUUGUUUAUCCUAUUGCUCCCAGGGUUUCCAGGUUUAAUCGGUUUAGGAAUGGAGCAGAUUCCCGUAGUCCAAUGGAGAGUCAGAGAUCGUCUUCGGUUUCUAGAGUUCAACAGGAAUCGCAGAAUGGUGAACACUCGGAGUUUAGUUCAGAACUGUCUGUACAGCACUUGAAUUCUGAAUCUGAACCUGCUGCGGUUGAAGGUAGGCGUGCAAAUACUGUAACGUUUGUUACACCGAGAGAUUCGGAAGACGACGACGAAGAUGUGUUUUCCUAUACCAGGUCGUGUACGACCGAUGUGAUGACAUCUCCGGCUUUAUCUCAUUCCCGGGAGAAGCAAUCGAAGAAGAGAGGAAUUUGUAGUAGAUGUGGGAGAGGUAAUCGGUUGAAAGAGAGGGAAGCUUGUUUGGUCUGCGAUGCACAGUACUGCAGUAAUUGUCUACUUAAGGCAAUGGGAUCAAUGCCAGAGGGACGGAAGUGCGUGGGCUGCAUUGGACGGCCGAUAGAUGAGUCGAAGAGGCCAAUACUGGGCAAGUGUUCCAGGCUUUUAUCAAGAGUCUGUAGCCCAUUGGAGAUUAAGCAGAUACUGAAAGCUGAGAAGGAGUGCCCGGCGAAUCAGCUUCGACCCGAGCAGCUAAUUGUGAAUGGAAGGCAGUUACGUCCCGAAGAAUUAGCUGAGAUUUUGGGCUGUGCGGUUCCCCCGCAGAAAUUGAAGCCGGGAAGGUAUUGGUACGACAAGGACUCGGGGCUUUGGGGAAAGGAAGGAGAGAAGCCGGACAAGAUAAUCAGUUCAAAACUGAAUGUUGGAGGUAAGCUUCGGGCGGAUGCAAGCAAAGGGAACACAAAAGUUUUCAUAAAUGGGCGUGAAAUAACAAAGGUUGAGCUCAGAGUACUGAAGUUGGCCAAUGUGCAGUGUCCUCGAGAUACUCAUUUCUGGGUGUACGAUGAUGGAUCUUAUGAGGAAGAGGGCCAAAAUAAUAUCAAGGGGAACAUAUGGGGAAAGGCAUCAACCCGCUUGCUGUGUUCAUUAUUUUCACUUCCAGUACCUCCCGGCAAUCCCCAUGGGGCAAAAGAAGAUCCAACCACCAUGUCCGGCAGGUCUGUGCCGGAGUACUUGGAGCAUGGGAGAAUUCAUAAGCUUCUCCUGUUUGGGAUUGAAGGAUCUGGAACUAGCACUUUGUUUAAGCAGGCUAAAUUUUUAUAUGGGAGCAGGUUUACUCCGGAAGAGCUCCAGAAUAUAAAGUUUAUGAUUCAAAGCAAUAUAUAUAAGUAUCUUAGUACUUUGCUCGAGGGCCGGGAACGGUUUGAAGAAGAAGCUAUUAUUGAGAAAACUGCCGAGAAAUUUGGAGGAGCCACUGUUGAAGAGAAAUUGGAUGCUGAAAAGGCUGUCUCAGCUGAAACAGGAUCAGAAAGUAAGCAAUGUAUAUAUUCAAUCAACCAGAGAUUCAAGCAUUUUUCUGAUUGGUUAUUGAAUAUCAUGGCUACUGGUGACUUGGAUGCUUUCUUUCCUGCUGCAACGCGUGAAUAUGCUCCAAUUGUAGAUGAAAUGUGGAAAGAUUCUGCACUUCAGGAAACUUACAGGAGAAGAGAUGAACUGCUCAACCUUCCUGAUGUUACAAAAUAUUUUCUUGACCGGGUGAUAGAGAUUUCAAGCAAUGAAUACGAGCCUUCUGACAAGGAUAUUUUGUAUGCUGAGGGAGUCAGUCAAAGCAAUGGCCUUGCUUUUAUGGAUUUUUCUUUUGAUGAUAGGAGCCCCAUGUCUGAAAUAUAUGGUGAAAAUCUAGAAUUGCCCCCUCCAUUAACGAAAUACCAAUUAAUUCAAAUAAAUUCCAAAGGACUGGUUGAUGGUUGCAAAUGGUUAGAAAUGUUUGAAGACGUGAGGGCCAUGAUAUUUUGUGUUUCCUUGAGUGACUAUGACCAGAUAUGGUCCCAUAGUAAGGGUCCUCUGCAGAAUAAAAUGCUGGCUAGUAGAGAUAUGUUCGAGCAUUUAGUGAGGCACCCUUGUUUUAGGAAUACCCCUUUUGUGCUGCUGUUGAACAAAUAUGAUGCAUUCGAGGAAAAGAUAAAUCAGGUUCCAUUGUCGACUUGUGAUUGGUUUCAUGACUUCUGUCCUGUGAAACCACACACCAAUAUUCAGACAUUGGCACAACAAGCAUACUAUUACAUUGCAGUGAAAUUCAAGGAGCUAUAUUUAUCCAUUAGUGGUCAAAAGUUGUUUGUUACGCACACACGAGCUCGAGAGCGUGGCUCCGUGGAUGAUGCAUUUCGGUAUAUACGCGAGGUUCUCAAAUGGGAAGAAGAGAAGGACUAUCCUAUGUAUGAUAUCAUUGGAGACGAAUCAUUCUACAGCACUGAAAUAAGUUCCUCACCGGUUAUGAAUAACUUGCCAGUGACUUGAGACUAGUUGGACACUAGUGGUUCUUUCUGUAAGAAAGGUGGAACGAGCAGUUGAAUUGGUUCAUCUGUUCUCAAUAGAAAACUUUUGGUUUUCCGUUUUUCACUUUUUGGUUUGAAAUUCUUAAAUGGAUAUUAUGAUUCAUAGAUUAAGAACACAGAUUGGGAUGCUGUAUUUGAUAGGGUAGGGGAGAUUUAUUUGUGGAUUUAGGUUGAUUUGUUGUCUGUACAGCAAGUGCCUUGUUUAAAAUAAGCAAUAAAAAUCAAGCUCUUGUCGAUUCAU